Dicentrarchus labrax (European seabass) is the source of this 5703-nucleotide messenger RNA. Its product is annotated as leucine-rich repeat and fibronectin type III domain-containing protein 1-like protein. Gene Ontology annotation, molecular function: protein binding. NCBI's taxonomy places the organism in Eukaryota, Metazoa, Chordata, Actinopteri, Moronidae. The record is from RefSeq and is a predicted model, not a curated record.
AACAAUAAUAAAAUCAUAAAAUGGAACUGGUGUAUUUUUACCCGUAGGACCCACUUUCAUAUACACGGCCCUCUUUCGGUCCCCAUCCCUCACUUUAAGAACAUCUGGCCGUGUCGGUGUGUGUUGUGUCUGCUGACAGACCCCAAACUCCAGCAGCUACUUCUCCCAGGCAAACGCCCUGCAUGCCAUCACGCACAGUCGUCAUAACGCAUCCACCCGUUAUUACCAGCUUGUAAUCCCGGCAGCUUGUCAAUUGACGGAGCAGGACACGGAUACGGAGGGAAGGAGGCAGACAGGAGAGGAGCUGGUAGGCGUAUCGCCUCCCGGGACAAACCGCCGCACAGUGUGAAAGUAACUGCAGGAGCGGACGGAGACGCUCGCCGUGUCGGAUCAGAGCGCUUUUCUAACGAUAGACAGAGGGAAGGACAUUUAUCAUCCAUUUAUCUGUCUGAAGCUUGCCUUUUUCUUCUGAGCUAUAACGCCUCAGUCUAUAGGCUGCCAUCCACCGAGCCGCACUCACUGUUGGAGAGAAGAGAGGUCAAGACAAAGUCACUUCUGUGGCUGAAAAGGGAGGGAGGACGACCAUUUACCAAGCUCCUCUGAUCCUGCAGUUUCUUCAGUUUCUUUUCCACCCUCUUGUACUCAGUUCUUUACCUUGAAGCGGAUAAUCAUCUGCCGACCAACAACCAGAGAGGAUUAUUAUUCUAUAACCAAGUGCAGAUCACAUGCAAAAAAAAAAAAAAACAUUAGCUGUGAGUGAGUGAAAUGUGAUGUUGGUGCAGGAAUGACAGCUGCUGAACGGGGGAGCAAAGAGCACCUAUAGGGGAGCUUAUAGGUGGAUACCGGCUGGGUAACCGACGACCGUGCCCGGUUUCACCGAGUACAGAGACGUUUCCACUCUCGCCCUGUGCGUUGCUUUUCCUCCACUCUUUAACUAGACAGUGGAUUCGAGCGACAUUAACCCCCCGACGGCUGGGUAUUUUCCUCUAAAUGACCGAUGAACGGAGUCUAAACGGAAACGCGGGGAGCUCAUGUGGAGACCAAAUGAGUGCGCAACGCGGCGGUGCGCCGGUUUGACGGCGUUUUUUCCACGCUCACACUUCUGUCCCAGUGGAUCAGCGGCGGACACUGGAUCGCUGUAGGUUAUAGGCUGCCACCGGUCGCGUACCCGCACCGGGCUCUCGAUGCAAACUCAACGGGAACUAAAUUAAAAAACGCCCCGAUUGCCACACCAGCACUCCAGGAGCCCCGCAGCGCGGCCACAAGACCAAACAACAACAAAAAAGAAGAAAAGUGGAUAUUAUUUCUUCUUUGGUUUGACAAAUUUGUCUGACCAGGCGGAGGAUUAUUUAACAUAUUCUUCGCUGAGUGGAGUUCUUCACCUGGCUUGGCAAGGGGGGUGGGGGUGGGGGGAAGACAACCGGAGGAGACAUAGCCUCCAUCUAACCGGAGAGGAGGAGAGGGAGACGCACAGGUCUUUGGAUCCAUCUCCCCAGGCCAUCUCUCUUUUCAGUCCAUCUACGAGUCACCACAAUGUAUCUUCAUGUUGAGUCUUAAUAAAUCACAGCACACCAACUACAGGUUGCCCUGUUCCCAGUGGAGGAUAAUGGAACGGCUGUGGUUCUCUUUGCUGUUGCUGGCAGCAGCAUGCAGGGGACAGCCGUGUCCGAAACGUUGUAUGUGCCAGAGCCUUUCUCCCUCGCUCGCUAUCCUCUGCUCCAAGACAGGCUUGCUGUUUGUUCCUGCUGCCAUAGACCGACGCACCGUGGAGCUACGGCUUCAAGAGAACUUCAUUACAGCUGUCCGAAGAAAGGACUUUGCCAACAUGACCAGCUUGCUACAUCUGACCCUGUCAAGAAACACCAUCAGUCAGAUUCUCCCUUCAGCUUUCAGUGACCUGCGGCGAUUGAGAGCGCUCCACUUAGACUCUAAUAGAUUAACUGUGAUCAAGGAUGAUCAUUUCAAAGGCUUGACCAACCUUCGUCACCUGAUCCUGGCCAACAACCAGCUCCACUCCAUAUCCCCCCAUGCCUUUGAUGACUUCCUGUCCACACUGGAGGAUCUGGACCUCAGUUACAACAACCUUGCCCAGGUGCCCUGGGACACGAUUGGGCGCCUAACCAAUGUCAAUACCUUAAAUAUGGACCAUAACCUCAUAGAAAAUGUUCCCCAAGGGGUAUUCACCAAUCUACACAAACUGGCCAGGCUAGAUAUGACGUCCAACAAGCUGAAGAAAAUUCCCCCGGACCCGUUGUUUCUGAGAAUCCCAGUUUAUGCCAAGUCCAGAGGCUCCCCCCUCUCCUCCCUGGUGUUGAGUUUUGGUGGCAACCCCCUUCACUGUAACUGUGAACUUCUGUGGUUAAGAAGAUUGACCAGAGAAGAUGACCUCGAGACAUGCGCCUCUCCCCCUGACCUCAGUGCCAAAUACUUCUGGACAAUACCUGAAGAGGAGUUCAUUUGUGACCCACCAGUUCUGACUCGUAAGUCACCUCAUACGACGGCUAUGGAAGGCCAGCCUGCCAGCCUCAAGUGCAAAGCGAAUGGCGACCCAGAGCCUGAAGUCCACUGGAUCAGCCCUGAAGGGCGACUAAUAUCUAAUAGCUCCAGAACAUUGGUGUUCCCUAAUGGAAGCCUGGAGAUCAAUGUAACAUCCCUGAAGGAUUCAGGAAACUUCACAUGCAUUGCCUCAAACGCAGCAGGUGAAUCCACAGGAAGGGUGGAGCUAGUUGUCACAGCAAUGCCCCAUCUGGCAAACAGCACAAGCCGCAGCCGAGACCCGUCCUCUGAACCUGCCCCCUCUGACAUCCUAACCUCCUCUAAGGUUGCACUGCCUAACAACGAGACAAGGGGGGCAGACCGGCGGGUCUCACUGGUGGAACUGACAGGAAACUCUGCCCUCAUUAGAUGGAGCAGUCAGACUCCUACAUCUGGAGUCAGGAUGUUCCAGGUCCAGUACAACAGCUCUGGGGAUGACACACUGGUUUACAGGAUGAUUCCAUCCAGCAGCAAUGACUUCCUGGUACGGGACCUCGCCGCCGGACGCAACUACGACCUUUGUGUCCUGGCCGUGUUUGAUGAUGUCAUCACAUCACUGACUGCAACACGUCCUUUGGGCUGUCUGUCAUUUACUACAGACACAGAGUUCAGCCAGUGCCAAGCACUGCACAGCCACUUCCUGGGUGGUACCAUGAUCAUCAUAAUUGGAGGGAUUAUUGUUGCCUCUGUUCUGGUUUUUAUUAUUAUCUUAAUGAUACGAUAUAAGGUUUACAGCAACCAUGGGGCAGACCACGGAAAAGCAGCCAUUGCGACAUCUGCCUCAAGGCCGCAGAGCAACGGACAAGGAGGAGGACAGGUCCAAGUCCUCCCUCACUCUGCCUCAAAAAUGCCUGACAGCCAGGAUGACCAAGCGCUAGCGCCAUCCAGGGCCAUGUCGCCUAGCAACACUCUGAGAGACACAGUGGCAUUGGUCGAGGAGGAGGGCAGUGGACGGAGCAUAAUGACAAGGACUGACUCCUUGGCCAAUGAAGAGUUGCUCUCACCCACCAAGGCCCGCUACUCCUCCAGGGUCGCCAUUGAGAUGAAAAGCAGACCGCCAUCUGUCGCCAAAGAGCCCACCUCCCCCAAGGAACUGGCAGCAGCAGACGUCAGGCGGCCUCAUAGUGUCGAAUGGAGAAACUUUAAGAUCUGAAGGUCUCUUGGCCUCACAAAGAGAGCGCACCAACACUACACACAAAGAAACCCUGAUGUUGUUGUUCUGAGUGGCAGAUGUGGAGAAUGAACGUCACCACCAGGGAGAAGCUGGUGAAAUCUCUGAAGAAAAAAAGGCCCUAUAGCUCCUAUCCCGUAUCUCCUGUUAACUGUACCCAUUACUUUGUUUCCAUGGAUAUCAUGGGGUUAUAGACCUGUACUGUCUGGUUUACUUUUAACUGCUUAUCUUGGUUCUCGUGUCUGGAUUGGACGACCGUGUCAAGGCCCGGCCGCUGAUUGGCCAGUUGCUGCCGGAUCCAGCUUGUCGGUGUGAUCAUCGAAUCUGUGGAGACAGCGGACAUAGAUCAUUUAAAAAGCAACACAAAGAAACAUAUGGAUAUGUCUCACAAUGAAAAUGGACGGAAAAUAUGAAUGAACUUCUCACCAUCUGGAGGAGCAUCAACAUGCACGGACAGACACCGCGUGGAUGGUAAAAACAGACAAACGGUAAAAGUUGGACGCACUGAUAAUCACACUCAACCUGGAUAAACAAUAUGUUACACUGCACGAACAGAAAGGGAUUAAUGUCACACAGAGAAAGCGUCUGGAUGGGUCUGGUUUUGGAUGUGAACACUCAAACAAUAAUGGCUCCAUAAGGGUCCCCACUUUAUUAAUCCAUGUGGAAUAAUGCAAUCCUGCUAAACUGAUUUGAGCUGAGCUGAUAUUAGCUGGGUUGAACUGGAGCUGAAGUUUAACUUAACUUACUGGUUUUGACCCUGUUUUGUCGCAGUCAGAAGUGUGUUUCUUGAAAGCACAUACAGUAUAUAAACGAACUUAACUGAACUAGUCUGACCCAGAGAGACCUGAAUAAACCUGGACCGAGUGGAGCCUAAACUUGAGUUAUACACUGCUAAAGGAUUCAGACUGUGCAGUGAUCUGAUGCAGGCUAGAACUGGACUAGACAGCCCUGCUAUCUAUUGGUCCAGUCUGUGUAUUCCACUGCUCUGGUCCGAUAUAUUCUGCUUUCCAAUACGAUGGGACUGCUGAGGACCUUGUGGACCUUUACCAGCCUCUGUCACAUCUCUCCAGGCCCUCUUAAACAGACCCAGUGAUCAGUCGGAAAGCCACAAAGUCAAGAAAGAAACAGACCAACAGAUAAGAGAGAAGAAAUAAAGUAGCAGGGUAACAGCCAAAUCACAUCAAUUUCAGUCUUCAUUCUCAUUAAUAUAAUCCAACAUUUUCAGCAAAAUAAUCAUCAUUACUGUCAUCACUGAAUAAGUUUACAGGUCCAGAGUUCGACAUUCAAACUGAAAAUACUUAAAUGUGAAGAAAAAAAGCUGUAUGACUGUAUAUGACUACAGCACCUGCAUUGUUAACAACUUGCUUGUAGUCAUCCAGGCACUCUGCACAUAGUCAUUCCCACCAUGGAGUUCUCUUACGUGCACACAGCAUGAUUGAUAACAGCUCACAUCUCAAUUAAUGUUCAACUUCUAAAGAGUUACAUUUACAUAUGUGUCUGACAGACCUCCCUUUAUAUUAAUCAUCAGAAUAACAUAGAUGCUCUAUACUAGCAUUUCUCUCAUCAAUCUCAUGAUUUGACCCAUGCUGGUUAUUGUAAAUGGGAUACUAAGUACACAGGUGCCAUCUGAGAUAAUGUAUCUAUCCAUAUUUGUGUGCACGUAAUUGUACUCACUGCCAUUCCCCACUGUCAUCAUCAUCAUUAUCAUCAUGAUUGUUAACAGUUCCCUGCAGAUGUGUAAGCUGGCAAAAAGCAACAUAGACAGAGAACCUCAAACCUUUUGACCCAUACCUGAAGAAACACACCCAAAAAAAAAAAGAACACAAACAUUUUGUCUUCACUUUUCUCCUUCUGUAUUCCCCUUACUUUUUCUUUGGGCUUUAUCUUUUGUAUGUGUACAUAAAGCAAUUUCAAAUCUUAUAGUUUUGUACAUGUAAUUUUUAUGGUGUGUGGAAAUUUUCUAAUAAAAUAAAACAAAAAUGGAUGACUUUCUCCUA